Molecule: messenger RNA, 369 nt
Organism: Echinostoma caproni
Lineage: Eukaryota; Metazoa; Platyhelminthes; Trematoda; Plagiorchiida; Echinostomatidae
Source: the annotation of a GenBank genome assembly
CAAAUCCGUCUAACCUAUAGGUUUUUGCCGUCACAAGUAUGUGCUAGUUUAACUCUAUACUUGUUUCCUGUACCUCUUUUUCAGACCACGAGCGCGAAAAUCGGCUACUGUUUUGGUUGCAUUUCUAGUCUAAUGUACCUCAGCUCCAGAUUACCACAACUUAUANCGCAAUGUGACUCGACUGAAGGCCUUUGUUUAGGCCUUUUCUGUCUGGCAGCACUAGGUAAUACUUCCUACGGAUUACAGAUCUUUUUGACCUCGCUCUAUCCCACAUAUCUUCUGGAAUCGCUGCCGUGGCUCGUCGGCAGUGUUGGAGUCCUAGGACUGGAUUUUCUUGUAAGAGAAGAGGGGGGGGGGCUGAUGAAUUAG